AUGGCUCCAGGAAUUACAAGACGGCUCCAGGGACCACAAGAUGGCUCCAGGGACCACAAGAUGGCUCCAGGGACCACAAGACGGCUCCAGGGACCACAAGACGGCUCCAGGGACCACAAGACGGCUCCAGGGACCACAAGAUGGCUCCAGGGAUCACAAGACGGCUCCAGGGAUCACAAGACGGCUCCAGGGACCACAAGACGGCUCCAGGGACCACAAGACGGCUCCAGGGACCACAAGACGGCUCCAGGGACCACAAGAUGGCUCCAGGAAUUACAAGACGGCUCCAGGGACCACAAGAUGGCUCCAGGGACCACAAGAUGGCUCCAGGGACCACAAGACGGCUCCAGGGACCACAAGACGGCUCCAGGGACCACAAGACGGCUCCAGGGACCACAAGACGGCUCCAGGGAUCACAAGACGGCUCCAGGGAUCACAAGACGGCUCCAGGGACCACAAGACGGCUCCAGGGACCACAAGACGGCUCCAGGGACCACAAGACGGCUCCAGGGACCACAAGACGGCUCCAGGGACCACAAGAUGGCUCCAGGGACCACAAGAUGGCUCCAGGGACCACAAGAUGGCUCCAGGGACCACAAGACGGCUCCAGGGAUCACAAGACGGCUCCAGGGACCACAAGAUGGCACCAGGGACCACAAGAUGGCUCCAGGGACCACAAGAUGGCUCCAGGGACCACAAGAUGGCUCCAGGGACCACAAGACGGCGCCAGGGACCACAAGACGGCGCCAGGGACCACAAGACGGCGCCAGGGACCACAAGAUGGCUCCAGGGACCACAAGCCGGCUCCAGGGACCACAAGACGGCUCCACGGGCCACAAGACGGCUCCAGGGAUCACAAGAUGGCUCCACGAGCCACAAGACGGCUCCAGGGACCAUAAGACGGCUCCAGGGACCACAAGCUGGCUCCAGGGACCACAAGACGGCUCCACGGGCCACAAGACGGCUCCACGGGCCACAAGACGGCUCCAGGGACCACAAGACGGCUCCACGAGCCACAAGACGGCUCCAGGGACCACAAGACGGCUCCACGGGCCACAAGACGGCUCCAGGGACCAUAAGACGGCUCCACGAGCCACAAGACGGCUCCAGGGACCACAAGAUGGCUCCAGGGGGCCACAAGACGGCUCCAGGGGGCCACAAGACGGCUCCAAAGACCACAAGACGGCUCCAGGGACCACAAGACGGCUCCAGGGACCACAAGACGGCUCCAGGGACCACAAGACGGCUCCAGGGACCACAAGACAGCUCCAGGGACCACAAGACGGCUCCAGGGACCACAAGACGGCUUUAGGGACCACAAGACGGCUCCAGGGACCACAAGACGGCUCCAGGGACCACAAGAUGGCUCCAGGGAGCACAAGACAGCUCCAAGGACCACAAGACGGCUCCAGGGCCCACAAGACAGCUCCAGGGACCACAAGAUGGCUCCAAGGCCCACAAGAUGGCUCCAGGGCCCACAAGACGGCUCCAGGGCCCACAAGACGGCUUUAG
Procambarus clarkii (red swamp crayfish) is the source of this 1512-nucleotide messenger RNA. The record is from RefSeq and is a predicted model, not a curated record. Lineage: Eukaryota; Metazoa; Arthropoda; Malacostraca; Decapoda; Cambaridae.